Molecule: messenger RNA, 9234 nt
Organism: Pongo pygmaeus (Bornean orangutan)
Lineage: Eukaryota; Metazoa; Chordata; Mammalia; Primates; Hominidae
Product: zinc finger protein 717-like
Exons: 6
Coding region: 5903-7453 (516 amino acids)
Biological process (GO): regulation of transcription by RNA polymerase II
Cellular component (GO): nucleus
Molecular function (GO): DNA-binding transcription activator activity, RNA polymerase II-specific; RNA polymerase II cis-regulatory region sequence-specific DNA binding
Source: RefSeq, a predicted model, not a curated record
UCAGGCGGAUAGACACCAAUCCUGAUCCAUCCUCGGCUCCCGCUUGGAACAGAAUUUCCCGCUUCAAUACCGCAAUGUCUGUGGGAAAUGCAGGCUUGGCUUCCAAUGACGUCACCAGCACACGACGGCGGGAAGGGCUCUUUGCGCAUGCGCCGCCCCGCCCACGCCCGCCAUCUUCCGCUAGAGAAUUCCGGCUCUGCCGCAAUGGAGAGGGUUCUCUGGAAGCUCUGGGGUUGGGAUCUCUUCGUCCCUGCAGUCUUUUCCAGCUAUUGUGUAGAGCGUUUUGGGCAAGAGAAUCUAGGACCAAGCCACAUCGGUUCUCUGCUUAACCCACUCCAUUCGACUGUUCUCCCAGCUAUGCUUCCAGAGUGCUCUGUGCAUUUCCACAAUCAACAAACGAUGAAUAAAUCUCUGAUAUCCAGACAGUUGACAUAAUUGAAAGAAGCCAGGAAGUUCAUCAGAGACAUAUAUGGCAGGUUGCAAUCAUCAACAGCAAAACAUCAACUGAGGAAACAGUUGAAUUAGGAAAAAUACUUAAUUUGAGCUUAAACUGUAUUCCAAAUAUGAUGGUAAAUAAUGCAAGUGAUUCAGGAAUGAGGGCUGAGGAGUUAAAUGACAUGUGUUAAUCCAUGGCAAGUGGCGCACACAAGUGUGGCAACGUUUUUUCCGAGUACAGUAGUUUAAUGGGGAAGAACAGUAUUGAAGAACAUGUCAAAGACAGAAACAGACACCUGCUGAGGCAAGAGUCUCAGUCAUAGCCUGCCUUCAUCUCUGAAGGGACCAGGCGACCCACGGAGUGCCUCGGCAGCCUUGUCAUUGUAUGCAAUCUUCACAGACAAGAUCUCACUGCAACCACCUUUCUACAGGAGCACAGGUGUGACAUUAUACUGAUGACAUCAUUCUCAGAGAAAAUUCAUUUUACACACUAAGGACACACAGAUACAAGGAGGCUUACACAAAGGGAAUGGACCUUUCCCUAACACACUGGUGCAAGGCCCUGCCACUUUGCUUCAAUUCCUGAAAAUUCCUUGGUAAACAUGGGGCUGCCCUAUUCCUGAGACUUUCAAAAAAUAGUUAUUGAUCCUCUCAGCAUCCACAAUGUUAAUACAAGCCCAGCAGUGUUUAAUUUGUGUUUUGUUUUUUGGAGGCACAGUCUUGCUCUGUCACCCAGACUGGUGUGAAGUGGCACGAUUUCAUCUCACUGCAGCCUCGACCUCCUGAGCUCAAGCAAUUCUCCCAUCUCGGCCUUCCAAGUAGCUAAGACUGCAGGUGUGUGCCACGACACUCAGCUAAUUUUGUUUUCUUUUUUUUUUUUGGUAGAGAAAAGGUCUUGCUAUGUUACCCAGGCUGGUCUCAAACUCCUGGGCUGAAGCGAUCCUCUUGCCUCGGCCUCCCAAAGUUCUGGGGUUACAGGUGUGAGCCACUGUGCCCAGCCCUUUAAUUCUUCACUUGGGGUUCAGGUGACAACAUAUUUCUUAUUUACAAAUCUUACUUAAUCUCACUGAUGCUGUCAUUGGCAAACUGACCCACCUUGAAAGAAGCCUCCUUCAACAAGUCUGGAAUCUGUCCAAAUUUAAAUUAACAGGUGCCCCUAUGAAUAUCCUCAGAGAACACACUGUGGAUGCUUUAGCAACCUCUUCUCAUGCUUCCUGAAGUAUCUGGGUUGCAUAUGGUGGCCAUAAGUAGUCCAUGGGCUUCUGAUGUAAAAAACAAACCUGCCCCUUUUGACCCUGUGCUGUACAGCAGCAGGGCAGUGAUUGCUGACCACAUACUGGACACUCUGGAAACAGAGGGCUCUGCAUCCAUGUCCACGAGACUUCAUGCCUAUCUGGUCAUCAGGCCUUGGGAAGUAGCACCCCACAGCCUUGGCACAGCUGCAGAGACCUCCUUGCCUCAGGAUGGAGUCAAACCUGGACCCCCUACCAUCUCAUCUGCAGGAAUCACUGGCCUGCUUCAUCCUCAGGCUGUGGUGCUGGAAGUCACCCGUCUCUGAGGCCCCUCGGGAUCGACUGAGUGACCAGCAGUGAAGUUCAUCCACCUUCUGAAUGAAUGCCAUCAUCAGACAUGAUGGAGCUCAGUGUGAUGCUGCUGCCUUCCCUCCCUUAGCUAGGAUGUCCCUGAUAAAGGAUGACACCCAAGCCUCAGCAUGACCGGCCAAACUUGAGGUGGUCAUCUCAGCACUGAUGCUGGGCCAACAAUUAGCCCCAUUUGUAAAUUUUUACAAACUUUUUGGCAAUUGCCAAGAAUUGUCCACCUUCCCUCCUCAUUGAAUUGAAGAAACUUCUUGUCUCAUGGAUACUCAGAAUACAAUCAAGUUUAGGCUAUGAGCAGAGAUGGACGAGGUGGCUACUGCAAUGGAUCAAGGCUAUGAGCAGAGAUGGACGAGGUGGCUACUGCAAUGGAUCAAGGCUAUGAGCAGAGAUGGACGAGGUGGCUACUGCAAUGGAUCAAGGCUAUGAGCAGAGAUGGACGAGGUGGCUACUGCAAUGGAUCAAGGCUAUGAGCAGAGAUGGACGAGGUGGCUACUGCAAUGGAUCAAGGCUAUGAGCAGAGAUGGACGAGGUGGCUACUGCAAUGGAUCAAGGCUAUGAGCAGAGAUGGACGAGGUGGCUACUGUAAUGGAUCAAGGCUAUGAGCAGAGAUGGAUGAGGCAGCGGCUGUAAUGGAUUAAGGCUAUGAGCAUCUUGUGAAGUAGGAUGUUAAAUCUGUAAAUAUCAGAAUGAAUCCAAACUUACCAGUUCAAAACUGGAUUGUAAAACAGCUCAAAAAAGACUGAAAACACAGCUCUACACAUUAGGAGGCUGAGGCGGCAGAUUGCUUAAGUUCAAGAAUUGGAGACAAGUCCAGGAAACAUGGAAAAACCGUCUCUACAAAAAAAAAAAAAAUUAUUUUUAAUUAGCUGGGUAUGGUGAUAUGAGCCUGUGGUCCCAGCUUUUCAGGAGGCUGACGUGAGAGGAUUGCUUGAGCCCAGAAGGCAGAGGCUGCAGUGAGCUCUGAUCACGUCACUGCCUAGGUGACAGAGUGAGACCCGUCUCAAAAACAAACAAAAAUAACAAACAAAAACAGCUCUAAACGAAGGUGGCUAGAAAAGUAGCUCAAGUUGUUCCUGUCUGGUUAAACACAAACAUAAAUGAAUUACUUAUGUGCCCCAGUGGCUUCAUAAUGCUGAGAGCAAAGUCAAUUAUUCUAGCAAGUUCUAGAAAACUUCAUCAUAUCAUGGGGUUCAAUGAAAAUAUCAAAUCAUAAAUAUAAUAAUCAAAUCUGAAAGUGAAUCUAGUUUCAAAGACCUCAGAAGCCACUGUGUAGGAAGCUCCUUUCAGAUAGAGACAAGGGAUUAUCUGACUUCUCUAUCUUUCAAUAAGAGAAGAUUAUUUCAAUAUUUGAAUUAAGAUUAUUUCAAUAUUUUAAUUGAAAUAAGAUUAUUUCAACAUUUGAAAUAAAUAAUAAAUUUGAUUAUUUCUCUAUCUUUCAGAUAGAGACAGGGGAUUUUUUGACUUCUUAUCUCUGUUGUGUAGCACAAUGUCCAGAACACAACAGAUAUUCCAUAUCCAUAGUCACAUCCUAUGUAUGUGUAUUUCUUUUCCAGCAAGGACUAGAGGUCCUAAGGUUUGUUUAUAUGGUAAGCCAGUGCCCAAAUGAGCAGGAGAAUCUUAGCACAGUCACCUACACACUCAUUUCAAUGCUCUGGCCCCUUAUCCAGGCUAGUCAAAGUGUGGUCUAUGGUUUUGCAUUUUAAGGGAUCCCCGGGUGAAUCUUGUGGCUGUCAAAGGAGGAGAAGCACUGCCCUCAAAAUAUAGAAAAGGUGAACUAAUUUAUCCAGGCAGGCUGGCUAUUUAUUUGUGUAUUUAUUUAUCUUGUUGAUGGGAAAAUUCAAAUUGACAUACACAAUCACCCCCAUAAGGAUUUCAGGUAAAAAACAAAGGUUUAGAUAUCAGAUGUGUUUUACAAUUACCACACCAGUCUUUUUACUACAGCAUCUAGUAGCACAUUUCCAAUAGAUUUAGGUGAAAAUUUUUAUCUCAUGAGCCUUCUGUCAGUGUUUUUAAAAUUGGAUUCUCUAUUAGUGGCCAUAUUGAAUCUCUUACAGGCAUCUCACUCAAACUGCAGUCAUACUUUCCAAUAGGCCCCAUAAAAAUCCUUGUUCUGGAGCAAUCUAAUAUAUUUUUCCACCUCGUUAGACACUUAGGUAAGUAUAAUAAUACAAGUUUUGUGUGUGUUUGUGUGUAUUGUGUACCUUGUGGCCUCUUGCCCAGUUUCUGCAACACCCGAAGCUGAUGCAAGUUUAAUGUAAAUAACGUCCAGCAAUGUUAGAAAUGUUGACUUCUAUGAGCCCAUCAGGAAAAAAAGGUGAAUGUUAUUGUAGAGGAAAUUUUCAUUCUGGAAAAAAUGCAUACUGUUUAAAUAUUACUUUCAUGCUUUCUGCAGAUAUUAUACACAGAUAUUAUAUUCCAAGGGUUAUGUUUCAAAGUCUUCAAAAAUAGAAAAUACAUUUUAUAUUUCUAGCUGAAAAUAAUAACAGUAAUUAGCCUACCUUUGGGGAAAUGUGAUAAAAAUACUAAUGAACAUCACAACUCAUUUAAAAGCAUAAAAUGUGCAAUGAUUUAAACUACAUGUUCUUUCUAUGAAUCUGCAUAGAAAUAUAGACACAUUUGAUAAAUGCUAUUUAAAGUCUGAGUGCUUUGGUUAAUGAUUUAUCUAUAGGUUGAAGGGAUUACUUUUAUCUGCCUUCAUAGUGAGAAUUAGAUUUCUAUUCUUUAUAAAGCAAGGAAUACAGAUUGUGCAUGGAUUAAAAGCAUUCAAUCCUUAAUAAUGAUGGUAGCUGCGCUGCAGAAAAGAAAGCCUGUCAGAGUAACGUAUUCAGUUUUACAUCAUAAUCAGAGGUAUGUCGAUCUCUGUUGAAGGCAGAAUUAAAAACGCCUUCAACAUUUUUAAAAUAAUAGAUGAAAAACAUCUCAAAGUCACUUUUAAAAUUUGAAUUGAUGAUUCCACAUAACAGGAAAAGGACCAAGAACAUCUUAAAUACUUCACGAUGGAAGUGAUGUUUUAAGUGCAAUUUCAUCAAGGAGAAGUUUUUCCAGAAAGUCUUUUGACCUGAGUAAAAAUCUUAUUUACUCUGGUAAAUAGUUUCUAGUAAAAUGAGAAAGACUUGAUUUUUUAAAAACAAUAAAAAAUUUACAUGGUUUAAUCUAAUGUUGUGAUUUCGAAAGUACUACUUGUGCCCUUAUAGUUACGCAUGUGUAUUUAUACGCAUUUUCUUGGCUCAUUCAAACGCCAAUAAAAUAGUUUACUAUCCAGGCCCCUUAAAAGCCAAAUUAAUUUCUAAAAGUGAGGAUUGUAUGUAUGCUGUGAGGUGUGCGCAGUGUAUGCGUGUGAUGUGUAUGUAUGGUGUGUGUGUGUCUGUGUGUGUAGUAGGUUCAUGGGGUAUGUAUGUGUGUGUGGUGUGUAUUGUGGGUGUUAUGUGUGUAUACUGUGUGUAGUUUGCGGGUGGUGCAUGGUGUGUAUAUGUGCUGUUUUGUGAUGUAUGUGUAUGUGGUGUGUAUGUGUACUAUGUGUGGUGUGCGUGUGAUAUGUGUGUGUGCAGUGUGUGGUGUAUGUGAUGUGUGUGUGUGGUGCUGGGUGUGUGUGCACUCUGUGUAGUGUUUGAUGUGUGAUGUGUGUAGAAUGGUGUGUGUGUGUGCACACUGUGUGUGGUGUGUGUGCUCUGUGUGUGUGUGAUGCUAUAUAUACGUGUGCAGUGUGUGGGGAGUGUGUGUGGAGUGUGUGUUUGACGUGUGUGGGGAGUAUGGGAUGUGUGUGGUGCUGUAUGUGUAUGUUGUGUGUGUAGCAGAUUCGUGUGUGUUGUGUGUGUGCAGUGUGUGGGGGGGUAUGGGUGUGUGCACAUUGUGCGGUGUGGUGUGUGGGGAUGUGUGCACGUGUGCACAUGGUGUGUGUGCAGUGUGUGUGGUGUGUGGGUGUGUGUGUGUGUGCACAUGGUGUGUGUGUGGUGUAUCAGGGGUGUGCGUGUGUGCACCUGGUGUGUGUGCAGUGUGUGUGGGUGUGUGUGUGUGUGUGCACAUGGUGUGUGUGUGGUGUAUCAGGGGUGUGCGUGUGUGCACCUGGUGUGUGUGCAGUGUGUGUGGUGUGUGGGGGGGGGUGUGCGUGUGCACAUGGUGUGUAUGCAAUGUGUGGUGUCUGUAUGUGGGGGGGUGUGUGCAUGUAUACAUGGUGUGUGUGCAGGGUGUGUGGUGUCUGUGGGGUGUGUGUGCGUGUGUACAUGGUGUGGUGUGUGGGAGGGUGUGUGCAUGUAUACAUGGUGUGCUGCGUGCAGUGUGUGUGGUGUCUGUGUGUGUAUGUGUGGGGCGUAUGUGUUUGCGUACAUGGUGUGUAUGCAGUGUGUGUGGUGUGUGCAUGUACACAUGGUGUGGCGUGUGAAGUGGGUGUGUGUGCAGUAUGUGGUGUCUGUGUGGGGUGUGUGUGCACAUGUGUGUGCAGUGUGUGUUGUCUGUGGGGUGUGUGCACGUGUGUGUGCGUGUGGUGUAUGUGGGGUGUGUAUGCGUGCACAUGGUGUGUGUGUGGUGUGUGUGUGCACAUGGUGUGUGUGCAGUGUGUGGUGUCUGGUGUGUGCAUGUGCACAUGUGUGUGCAGUGUGUGUGUGUGUCUAGGGUGUGUGCAUGUGCAGAUGGUUGUGUGCAGCGUGUGUGGUGUCUGGUGUGUGAGCACAUGGUGUGUGUGCAGUGGUGUCUGGGGUGCGUGUGCAUGUGCACAUGGUGUGUGGAGUGGGUGUGGUGUGUGUGUGGGGUGUGCAUGUGCACAUGGUGUGUGUGCAGUGUGUGGUGUCUGGGGUGUGUGCGUGUGCACAUGGUGUGUGUGCAGUGGUGUCUGGGGUGUGUGUGCAUGUGCACAUGGUGUGUGGAGUGGGUGUGGUGUGUGUGGGGUGUGCAUGUGCACAUGGUGUGUGUGCAGUGUGUGGUGUCUGGUGUGUUCAUGUGCACGUGUGUGCAGUGUGUGUGUGUCUAGGGUGUGUGCAUGUGCAGAUGGUUAUGUGCAGUGUGUAUGGUGUCUGGGGUGUGUGCACAUGGUGUGUGUGCAGUGUGGUGUCUGGGGUGCGUGUGCAUGUGCACAUGGUGUGUGGAGUGGGUGUGGUGUGUGUGUGGGGUAUGCAUGUGCACAUGGUGUGUGUGCAGUGUGUGGUGUCUGGGGUGUGUGCGUGUGCACGUGGUGUGUGUGCAGUGGGUGUGGUGUGUGCAGUGCGGGGGGGCGUGUGUGUGAGUGUGCACAUGGUGUGUGUGCAGUGGGUGUGGUGUGUGUGGUGUCUGGGGUGUGUGUGUGUGUGCACAUGGUGUGUGUGCAGUGUGUGUGGUGUCUGCGUGUGGGGUGUGUAUGCGUGUGUGUGGGGAGAAGAAAGAGAUCAGACUGUUACUGUGUCUGUGUAGAAAGAAGUAGACAUAAGAGACUCCAUUUUGUUCUGUACUAAGAAAAAUUCUUCUGCCUUGAGAGGCUGUUAAUCUGUAACCCUACCCCCAACCCUGUGCUCCCUGAGACAUGUAAUGUGUCAAGUCAAGGUUAAAUGGAUUAAGGGCUGUGCAGGACGUGCUUUGUUAAACAAAUGCUUGAAGCUAGCAUGCUUGUUAAGUCAUCACCACUCCCUACUUUCAAGUACCCAGAGACACAAAACACUGCGGAAGGCCGGCCACAGGGACCUCUGCCUAGGAAAGCCAGGUAUUGUCCAAGGUUUCUCCCCAUGUGAUAGUCUGAAAUAUGGCCUCGCGGGAAGGGAAAGACUUAACUGUCCCCCAGCCUGACACCCAUAAAGGGUCUGUGCUGAGGAGGAUUAGUAAAAGAGGAAGGCCUCUUUGCAGUUGAGAUAAGAGGAAGGCAUCUGUCUCCUGCUCGUCCCUGGGCAAUGGCAUGUCUCCGUGUAAAGGCCAAUUGUAUAUUCCAUCUACUGAGAUAAGGGAAAACCGCCUUAGGGCUGGAAGUGGGACAUGCUGGCAGCAAUACUGCUCUUUAAGAAAUUGAGAUGUUUGUGUGUAUGAACAUAAAAAGCACAGCACAUUUUUCUUUACCUUGUUUAUGAUGCAGAGACAUUUGUUCAUGUUUUCCUGCUGACCUUCUCUCCACUAUUACCCUAUUGUCCUGCCAUAUCUCCCUCUCUCAGAAACUCCCGAUAACGAUCAAUAAAUACUAAAGGAACUCAGAGACUGGUGCCAGUGCGGGUCCAUACUUUGUCUCUGUGUCUCUUUCUUUUCUCAAGUCUCUCAUUCCACCCGACGAGAAAUGCCCACAAGUGUGGAGGGGCAGGCCACCUCUUCACGUGUGCACAUGGUGUGUGUGCUGUUUGUGUGGUGUCUGUGUGGGGUGUGUGUGCAUGUGCACAUGGUGUGGUGUGUGCAGUGUGUGUUAUGAAUGACUGCUUCUCUUAGUAUGUGGACAUCAGUCUUCCAGACCAGCUUUCUCCAUGUGUCUGGGAACAUAAGAAACAAGUUUCUGCAAUAAUUGUUACACAGCUUUUCCCGAGAGGGACCAAAUCUCUGUCGUGAGUGGGCAUCUGCGUCAUUGCAGGAGGGAAUGUGAUGUCCUGGCUUGGCUCACACCCUCUGUGGGUUUAGGCAGGUUUCCUGCUGGAUCCCUCACUGUGGCCAGGGAGGGAGGGCUCUGUUUAACCACAGGGAACCAGAAGAGGACUGGUGUGUGGGAAGACCAGGUAAUCAUAAUGGUAUUAAUAACAGUGGUAAUAAUACUGUUUUAUACAUUGUAUAUGUCAUAAGUAUUUUAACUUUCAUGUAACAUAAUUGUUGUAAAAAUGUCCCCAGUUUGUUUCGUGCUAUUUACCUGGUGUUGAAAUGUGUAAGAAUUUAUGUUUUAGGUAUGUUAGGUUUAUUCCUUUUUAUAUUGUUUCUGUUUGAAAUUUUGAUUUCAGAAGACAUUCAUUCUCAAGGUCGUAAAACACACACACAUCUAAUUUUCUUUUUUUUUUUUUUACAUUUAAUACUGUAAUUAACUUUUAUGUAAGGUGUGGGACCAUAAUUCAAUUCUAUCAUUUUAUAUUCUCAAAUCAUUACCCAAUAUUUUAAUAUCAUAAAUGGAAAAAUCGCUGUUUUGUGGGUUUAAAAUGUUACCCUGUUACUAAAGGAAAUUAUACUCAAUUUCUGUACUUUUAACUCUCUUUCAAUAAUGUGUUUAUUUUUGUACCAUUUCAAAUUUGUUUAAUUUUGAAUAGUAAUAACAAUCUUAAAUAUAGUAAAUUUUAUAAUA